Molecule: messenger RNA, 573 nt
Organism: Talaromyces atroroseus
Lineage: Eukaryota; Fungi; Ascomycota; Eurotiomycetes; Eurotiales; Trichocomaceae
Product: rRNA-processing protein FCF1-like protein
Exons: 4
Coding region: 1-573 (190 amino acids)
Cellular component (GO): nucleolus; small-subunit processome
Source: RefSeq, a predicted model, not a curated record
AUGGGUGUCAAGAAGAAGGUCCGCAAGUUCGCCCAAGUCAAGCGUGCCAUCACCUUGAGGGACAGCCGAUUAAAACCUCAAGACGCGCAGAAAGACACCAAAAAGGAAGAUAAUGUGGUUCGAGAGAUACCUCAAGUUUCCUCCUCUCUUUUCUUCCAAUACAACACAGCCUUGACACCACCCUACUCCGUCCUGGUCGACACCAACUUCCUCUCUCACAGCGUACAACACAAACUAGAAGUAAUUCCCACCAUGAUGGACUGUCUCUACGCCAAGUGCAUCCCAGUCAUCACGGACUGUGUGCUGGCCGAAUUGGAAAAGCUCGGUCAAAAAUACCGACUGGCUCUGCGCAUCGCGAAGGAUCCUCGCUUUGAGCGGAUAAAAUGCGAUCAUCGCGGUACUUAUGCGGAUGAUUGUUUGGUGGACCGGGUCAUCAAGCACCGGAUCUAUAUUGUUGCGACGAAUGAUCGGGACUUGAAAAGACGGAUUCGUAAAAUUCCUGGUGUUCCUAUCAUGAACGUUGCUCGGGGGAAAUAUACUAUUGAACGUCUGCCCGAUGCUCCAGAAAAGUGA